AUGGCGGUGCAGGUGGGUGAGGGCCACUACCAUGCACAGUUGGAGUGGGAAGGGUGGAGGCAUCCAGCAGACCACCUAUUGGCCACCAUAGAGCUGGAGAAGAUCUAUGUCUUCUCUUCAGACCCCAAGCAGAGGGGCCGUGGGGGUAAGGAGGCUGCAGCCUACGGGGCUCUGUUUCCUGUGUUUUACCUUCAGUUCGAAGCCUUCUGUGCAGGGGGCCUGGCCCCAGGCUGGAGCCUGACAGUACAGGGACAUGCAGAUGCUGGAGAGGACAAGUUUGAGAUCAACUUCCUAACUGACUCGGGAGACAUCGCUUUCCACGUCAAACCCCGAUUCUCCAGCGCCACGGUGGUGGGCAACGCCUUCCAGGGAGGACGCUGGGGACAGGAGGAGGUGUCUAGUGUGUUCCCACUGACCCUGGGAGAGCCCUUUGAGAUGGAGGUGAGUGCAGAUGCAGAACACUUCCACAUUUACGCCCAGGAACACAAGAUACUCCAGUUCCCACAUCGUCACCGACCACUGGCCACCAUCACCAGAGUGCGGGUACUCAGCGACCAUCGGCUGGCCCAGGUGGAGCUGGCCAAGCGAAGCCUGAGCUGGGGGGAUGGGGGCUUCUGAGUGGACCACACAGCCUCCAAGAGCCUGGCUUGGCCAUCCUGACUGUGUCCUCUGCCACUGGGAGCUGUACCCUAUGGCUGCAGGGGAGCUGGGGUUCGAGAUGCAACCUACCAACUUUACCUUCAAUAAAAUAUGAGCAGGCUACA
Molecule: messenger RNA, 764 nt
Organism: Phodopus roborovskii (desert hamster)
Lineage: Eukaryota; Metazoa; Chordata; Mammalia; Rodentia; Cricetidae
Gene: Grifin
Product: galectin-related inter-fiber protein
Exons: 5
Coding region: 1-618 (205 amino acids)
Molecular function (GO): carbohydrate binding
Source: RefSeq, a predicted model, not a curated record